This is a messenger RNA of Aspergillus versicolor CBS 583.65, 6978 nucleotides long. Its product is annotated as CCR4-NOT core subunit CDC39. The record is from RefSeq and is a predicted model, not a curated record. NCBI's taxonomy places the organism in Eukaryota, Fungi, Ascomycota, Eurotiomycetes, Eurotiales, Aspergillaceae. Gene Ontology annotation, cellular component: CCR4-NOT core complex; P-body. Gene Ontology annotation, molecular function: molecular adaptor activity. Gene Ontology annotation, biological process: nuclear-transcribed mRNA catabolic process, deadenylation-dependent decay. The coding region runs from base 1 to 6978 and encodes 2325 amino acids. The transcript has 3 exons.
AUGACCUUCCCUCCCCCUCCCCCUUCCUCCCAAUCGUCGAUUGCUUCUGGUACCGAUAAGUCUUCUUCGACCAGGCCUACACGGUCACAGCAAUCUCCCUGGGGUCCGCCCGUGUCGCAGUCGAGUGUUCGUCGGGGGUUGACACCGCUUGCGACCAACCUCUCCAACCCCUCUGCUCCUGCCCGCGGCCCAUCUCAGACGAAUAGCCCUGGCCCCGGGGUUUCAACUUCAUCUCCUCUCACGUCCUCAUUUUCCGCCGUCUUGAGUUCCUCACGGGGCUACCCGCUUGGUCGGAACGUACCAUCACCAGCCUCCACACCCGGUCCUUUCGCCUCUUACCAAUCUGGCUCGCAGCAACCUCAGCAAGUGCCCGGUCAAUCUCUCUCUUCUCCCAAAAUCAGAGCUCAUACCCCGUCCUCAGGGUCACAUCUGGCUUCCGCAGGGGGCUCCGUCGCAGGUGGUGGAGGCUCUGGGGGAGGUGGAGGUGGGACGGGUUCUUCCAGAGGCGCAACCUUCUCUCCGCUGCUGUCCGGAACAACCGUGAAUUCACCGACCGGGUUUCCGUCAGAUAAACCGGGGUCCGCAGCGGCUCACGGAAGCCAGUCAUCUCUGGCGAAGAUUUCCAUCGCUCAGGUAUUCUUGUUAUUAGACUCGAUUACGGAGAAAGAGGGCCGCGAGAAGUGGGAAACAAAGGCUGCUCAAAUUCAUAAACUGGUCGAGUCAAACGGAAUGGAGGUCUUUUCAAAGUACUUUCGGCGCCUUCUCACAGGCAAUGCCCCUCAGAUCUUUCCGGGUCUCAACAAAUCUGUGGAAAAUGCAGGAAACUACCCGCUUUUGGUCCAGGAAAUGCAAAAGGUCUCCCAGGAUAUAGAGCAAGCGCAAAAGAUUGCGGAGACUGUCGACGCAUCAGAGGGUGACAUCUUCCGUGACUUUGAUCUUUCUACCUUCCUGGAUCAUUUUAAGCUCGAUCCCAUUGUCAAGGUUGCUUUGGCUUUGACUUUUAAAACUGCAAAUAAGUCUGAUCUACGUGUGAAAGCCGAUGCCAUACUUGCCAACUCGGUUACUCCUUUUCUACAAAGUCUAGCGGCCCCAUCGGAUGUAUCGAAAGACUUCACUAAUUCGUUUAUCGGGAUUACGAUCGAGCGUUUUAUACUAUACCCCCCUCGCAACUUCAGCGAUGAAGUAAAGGCUAAACUGGUGUAUGCUGCGAAUCUGCGGUAUCAAACAUUAGGGGUAGAUUUGCCCUUUGAGGUGGCAUCCGCCUUGCAGAUGUUUAACUUUGUCAAUCCAAAGUUUACAUUGGUACGCCAACUCCAUUCCAAGGGCCCAAGAGCAACAUCAAGCACCGAUGCUGUAAACGAGGUCGUUUCUGCGGCUGGGCCAGACUGUUGGGGCGAGGAGCAUAUUGCAGCUGCCCUACUUUUCUUGGUUCUCUCGCAGUAUUGGCGCGAGUUCUCCUUAGAGACCUAUCUUGCGGCUGUUCGCUCUCACUAUGGCGACAAACAGAUCAACUGGGCCCUAGUCCUCCGAAAUUUUGAUCGCGAUGGUCUAAGGUUGGAUGUGCGCCAGUUUGCGAAAUUGUAUACCGUGCUCUUGCCUAUAGCUACAGAGGAUUCGACGCUCGAUAUCCAAAAGCUGUGGGGCGGUGAUUGGGAACACCGUGAAACCCAAAUGUCAUUCUUGGCUGCCUUCAUCCUCUCGCGAACCGAUGCUUCGCAAAUACCUAAUCUCCGUGCCACAUUUCCUCCUGACUUCUUCUCCGAUGGGCCCGAGCUUGUCCGAUUGCAAGGCGAACGUGCAGCAAAAUCUCCUCUCCGGUCUCUGGACGCUAUGAAAGCUAUUUUUGAUCUAGCUUUGUUCUCACAAGCUGCGUGGGCUGCGACGGAAAGUCAAUUACUCAUUAAAGCCGUUGUGCAGUACGACCUUCCUGUUUUCUUGUGCUCAGCUCUAGCUUUACCCCAGCCGUGGACCAGUGUUCAACAGAGUUUCAUCCUCCGGACUCUUGUUGUUUUCAUCAUGAAGCAGGAAGAUGGAUAUCAGCUGGCCCUCCAUGGUGCAUGGCGCCAGGAUAAGCAAUGGGUCGCGGAGCAACUAUUUGCCAUGUUUACCCAGGAUCCCACCUCGACCGCAGCGAUUUAUGAACAUGCCUUUGAGUAUAGCUGGUUGGAUUAUCUUCUUGGAUACACAAAUGGUCUUGCCAUGGAUCUUGCGUGUUAUGCCCAUCGGAAGGGGUCGUUUGAUCUCGAGCAGUGGGUCCGAAAUGCUGCCUCUAAAGGUCUCAUGGAUAUGGGCAGUCUGUUGUCCAAGUUCCUUCGCAUUAAGGCUGAAGAUGAGCUUCAUGUUCAAAGAAGGGAACAGCCUGCUCCCCAGAUGGUCAGCCUCUCAGUCAAGACAGUUUUUACGCUGCUGUCGGUGCUAGAAGAAUAUGUUGGGGACCGCGAAAACCUUACCCCGGUGCAACGCGUCUGCAUCCAAACCUACCCUAGGUUAAUCAACUACGGUGAAGGAUUUGAUGACAUUAUCGAUGCCAACGGCGAAGCUGGAAACGCAUUACCCGAGCCGGUUGACAAGAAAAUGCAAGAGCUGUUCGGCAAAAUGUACCACGAGGAGCUUUCUUUGAGAGAAAUUCUUGAGCUCAUGAGAAGAUACAAAUCCUCCCGUGAACCCCCAGAGCAGGAUUUGUUUGCCUGUAUGGUCCAUGGCCUGAUCGACGAAUACCAUUGCUACCAUGAGUACCCAUUAGAGGCACUGACAAAAACUGCUGUCAUGUUUGGUGGUAUCAUCAAUUUCCGCCUGGUUGACGGUAUAACUUUGAAAGUGGGGCUGGGCAUGAUCUUGGAAGCAGUACGAGAACAUGAAGUGCAUGACCCAAUGUACAAGUUUGGUGUUGAAGCGAUCGAACAAUUGAUCAACCGUCUUCCGGAAUGGGCCGGAUUUUGUCAUUUGUUACUUCAGAUCCCUAGCUUACAGGGCACACCAAUCUUUCAAAAAGCCGAAGAAGUGCUUCAUGAACAAGGAAGCCAAGUUCAAAACGAAAAUGGACGACAGGACAGUACUGUUGGCGGGUCGAUUACGAACGGCAAUGUCGAUGAGCCUGCAGCGGCUGAUGGUGCCAACCGUAAGUUCGUUUCCAUCUAUGUCGACCCUCCUCUCCGGCCAGAGCUUUAUCAGGAGCCAAACGAAGAGGUUCAGGACAAAAUAUUGUUUGUGUUGAACAAUGUAUCUGAGCAGAACAUUGAUGAGAAAUUGCGCGAUCUCACGGACGUUCUUGAGGACCCGCAUCAUCAAUGGUUCGCCUCGUAUUUGGUGGAAGAACGUGCUAAGUUGCAGCCUAACUUUCAACAAUUGUACCUUGACCUUCUGGACCGAAUCGACGACAGGGUGCUGUGGGUUGAGGUCCUUCGGGAGACAUACGCUAGCACGUCAAAGCUUCUGAAUUCCGAAGCAACAUUGGGAUCGUCCACAGAGAGGAGUCACCUUAAGAACCUGGGUUCUUGGCUUGGAUCCUUGACUAUCGCAAAGGAUAAGCCGAUCAAGCACAAGAACAUCUACUUCAAGGGGCUUCUCUUGGAAGGUUAUGAUAGUCAGCGCCUAACAAUUGUGAUCCCAUUCACCUGCAAAGUACUCGUCCAGGCUACUAGAUCUACCGUCUUCAAACCUCCAAAUCCCUGGUUAAUGGACAUCAUCUCACUGUUGAUGGAACUGUACCACUUUGCGGAGCUGAAGCUCAACCUGAAGUUCGAAAUUGAAGUCUUGUGCAAGGACCUUGAAAUCGACCACAAAACGAUCGAGCCCUCCGUUAUCAUUCGUGAUCGUUCAGCAAACAUUGAGGAUGCGUUGUCAACAGCAAAUAUUCCUGAAGGGUUGGAAGCGUUUGAGGAUAUGGCUCUCACCAGCAUCAGCCAGGGAAUUCGCAAUGAAAGACUGUCCCCAGCUGCUAUCAUGUCAACACUCCCUAGCUUGGACAAGAUUUUGGUGCUACCAUCAUCGGCAAGCAGCAUGGUUGAUCCAAAUAUCCUUCGACAAAUCGUGCACACUGCCGUGGAACGUGCGAUUGCCGAGAUAAUUACUCCUGUUGUAGAGCGGUCUGUCACCAUUGCUUCCAUCUCUACCGUUCAGUUGGUUUCAAAAGAUUUUGCCAUGGAGCCUGACGAGGAGAAGUUCCGACAUGCUGCUGGCAAUAUGGUUAGGCAGCUCGCUGGUAGCUUGGCCCUCGUAACCUGCAAGGAGCCAUUGAAAGUCAGCAUGACCAACUAUAUUCGAAUGAUUCAACAGGAGUACUCCGACCAGCCAAUGCCUGAGGGACUGAUUCUGAUGUGCGUCAACGAUAACCUCGACGCUGCUUGUGGGAUAGUUGAGAAGGCAGCCGAAGAAAAGUCGCUUCCCGAAAUUGAAAAGGUUAUUGAACCUCAACUGGAAGCUCGCAGGCGCCAUCGUGCUGCUCGUCCUACCGAAGCAUUCAUUGAUCCUUCCAUGUCCCGUUGGGGACUUUUUAUCCCUGAGCCUUAUCGCCAAACCACAGGUGGUCUGAACAAGGAGCAGUUAGCAAUCUAUGAAGAGUUCGCCCGUCAAUCUCGUGGCCCAGGGGCAGCCCAUGCUCAGAAUGUCUCGACUGAUUCUGGUCGACAACUCCCUGACGUUCUUCAGGAGCCCUACCCGCCGAUUCCGAAUCUUUCCACCCCUGCAGAGCAGCCCGCUGUCCCUCACAGAACACCACAGCCGCAGCAGGAUACUCGACUGCAACAGUCUGCUCUGGUAGGAGCGUCAUCUCAACUUAACGGUUUCCUUGAAACGCAAAACCCACGUGAAAGAGUGGAGAGCCUCGUUUCCGACCUUCUGCAGGUGGCUCACAAUGCCACUGAGGAGCAUGUAAAAGACCUCGGCCGCGAUAGCACUGUUCUUCAGGAGUACAACCAGGCAUUGCGCUUCAUUUUAGCAUCUCCAAAUGGUGAGGAGCUCGCCCGACUGACAGCACUCAAGGCCUGCACUAGCCUUUACUCGCAAACCCAAGGCACUUUAGAGAUCGAAGUACUUGUGCACCUGCUGGCCAAGCUAUGUGACAUGUCUGCCAUAGUCGCUCGCUAUACCUGGACCGUGUUGUCCGAAGUGGAGGACGACCAUAUGUUCAACGUUCCAGUCACUGUGGCUCUUAUAGACGCUGGACUUUUGGAUAUUCGCCGCGUCGAUAUGAUUCUAACCAGACUCAUCCUCCAAAAGAACACUGCGGCUCUAGAGGUUCUCGCUGACCUGAUGGAUCAGAUCUUAUUCAACGAGGAACCCUCUGCUUUAAGAUCCGAUUUCUCUGGCAGUCUUGAGGCGAUGAGUAAAUGGCUCGCAGAAGAUUCGGCUCUUGUACCGGCAAACGAGAUCAUCAAGAAACUCAGAGAGUCUGGAAUCCCCGAGGUUGUGAACCCACUCCUCUCUGACAAAGCUCGGUCAAAACGGGAUCAGAUGGAGUAUAUCUUCACUGAGUGGAUUGGAAUCUACAAGGCGCCGGGCGCUAUUGAUCGCACAUACUAUUCUUUCUUGAAGGAUUUGCAUGAGAGGGAAGUGAUGGCAAACCAAGAAGAUUCUGCUCUCUUCUUCCGGCUCAGCAUCGACAUUUCGGUUGCGAUGUUCGAACACGAGUCUCAGAACCCCAGCGGCAGCCUGGAUGAGGCUUUCCUCUACAUCGAUGCUCUGGCUAAGUUGGUUGUCCUGCUUGUCAAAUUCCAGGGCGAGGGCACCGGCCCCGUGAAGACUAGCAAAUCCGCCUACUUCAACUCCAUUCUCUCCGUCCUGGUCCUGGUCCUAAACCACCAUCAAGUGAUGAGGGGUGAGGCGUUCAACCAGAGAGUCUUCUUCAGACUAUUCUCAAGCAUUCUUUGUGAAUACUCAAUGAGUGGUUUGCAGCAUAGUGACCAACACCAGGAGAUGAUGUUCACUCUGUCCAACAAACUGCUGUCUCUUCAACCCAAGUAUUAUCCUACAUUCGUUUACGGGUGGUUCUCCUUGGUCGCCCAUCGAUUCUUCAUGUCCAGCAUGCUCAAUAUGCCGGAUCGAGCGGGCUGGGGUCCCUACUGUGAGAUUAUGCAAGCGCAGCUGUCCUACAUCGGCGAACAGCUGAAACCAGCAACCAUCUCCCUUGUUGCUAAGGAUCUAUACAAGGGCGUGCUUCGUAUUCUGCUGAUCCUCCACCAUGACUUCCCCGAGUUUGUUGCCGAAAACCACUUUCAAUUCUGCAAUUCCAUCCCUGCCCAUUGUGCCCAGCUACGCAACCUGGUCCUCAGCGCUUACCCGUCCUCGUUCCAAAAACUUCCUGAUCCUUUCAGAGAAGGCCUCAAAGUCGAACGUCUAGAGGAAAUGCGGGAUCCACCGAGGAUUGCAGGUGACACCGGCGCCCCGCUCCAACGUGCCGGCAUUAAGAACGUUGUUGAUAAUGCGCUUCAGGAUAACAACGCGUCGGACUCGAGCAUCCAGCAGAUUUGCAAUGCCAUUUACAGCCCAGAGAGCAAAGAAUUGGGUAUUUUCUAUGCUCCGAUCAAUGUCGAUGUUACUCUGCUCAACGCACUGGCACUUUAUAUUGGCCAGGGUGCAGUGACUGUCAACGCGUCGAAGGGUAAUAUUCGUGCAGCAUUUGAGAGCUCGCCUCAUUCAGAGCUGUUAGAGAAGCUCGCAAAGACUCUGCAGCCUGAAGCCCGCUACUACUUCUUGAGCGCGAUGGCAAACCAACUUCGCUACCCCAACAGCCAUACAUACUUCUUUAGUUUUGCCAUCCUGCGCCUCUUUGGUACGGACUACUUGGAGCAAGACGAGCCAGAUAUUCGCCAGCAGAUCAUUCGCGUGCUUCUGGAACGCCUUAUUGUUCACCGUCCUCACCCUUGGGGGCUGAUCAUCACCCUCCAGGAGCUGCUUCAAAAUAGGAGCUAUGCCUUCUUCAACCUCCCGUUUAUUCAGGCUGCACCGGAGGUGAGUACCCAACACUGUUCACUUGAUUGA